Molecule: messenger RNA, 3050 nt
Organism: Stereum hirsutum FP-91666 SS1
Lineage: Eukaryota; Fungi; Basidiomycota; Agaricomycetes; Russulales; Stereaceae
Exons: 6
Coding region: 201-2732 (843 amino acids)
Biological process (GO): eisosome assembly; endocytosis; negative regulation of protein kinase activity
Cellular component (GO): plasma membrane; eisosome filament
Molecular function (GO): lipid binding
Source: RefSeq, a predicted model, not a curated record
GUACUUAUAUCGCAAAACGUCGCAUUUCCUUGGUUUCUUAUCCACCGUCUAAUAUUUCCCAUAGGAGCAGAAGUUGCUCGACCAUUGUAGGUCAGACGAGCAUUGUUCAGUGUCUAUCGGACGUAGUAGCCAGAUAACGUAUCUCCACCGACCUCAAGACCUCAUCACAUUCUCCUCCCUGCGAUCUCGGUUUUUUCAGAAUGUUCAAGUCAGCCGCUACCAAAAUUGCGCAUAACUCUACUAUUCCAUCGCUAGCAAUUGCGGGAAACAAGGAUCUUCGUCCAUUGCAGGAUCUCAUCACAGCCGAGAAAUCCAUUGUACAGUCAUUAGUGAAGCUCAGCACCGACUUUACGAAGGCUUCAGAGGCGUUGAAGCACUGGGCAGUCGGCGAAGGGGAUGAUCUAGGGGAUACACUCACCGCCUCCACUACCAUGCUUCUCUUUUUCGCCUCCGCCAUCUCGAAAUUCGCAUCUCACGAGCAAACAAUCCGUGACCACAUGAAGGCUAUUCGGUCAGGCGAAGAGAGUCUUGAUCAACUCAAGCACCGCCGGAAGAACGUUGCUUCGAAAGCUGAUUCCGCUGAGAAGAAACUCAACAAGAUGAGUCCGGAGCACAAGAACACACCGAUGCAGACAGAGCUUCUGAACAAACUGAGAGACGAGAUGAGGAUGUUAGACUCGGACAUCAUGACAGACGAGGCGAAAUUAGGAGAUAUGAAGAGGACGAAUGCGAAGGCGUGGAUGACGUUGAAGUUCGCAGGCUUGCAGGAGUGGUGCGAGAAGGGCGUCAUCAUCGGCGAAAGUGGCAAAGCUGUGAUCAACGAGAUCCCACAGGACGUUACGGAACCCGGGACUGCUCGACCAUACUACAAUAGCUAUCAGCAGACUGCCGACGUUGUAGCAGAGACACAACAGGCCCUUUCAGGGGUCGUCUUCCACGGAGAGCCUGGCAGCGAGCGCUCUGGCAGCAAAUCUUACGACUCUCCGUCUCUUCCACGCCUCGAUACGGGCUCAGGGUACGGUAGCAUCAACGAGUUCGGCGCCAUGCCGGAGCCCAAUGUUCAACGCUCCCAUUCCUACAACCCAUCGUCGCCCGCGUUCUCUGGUAUGUCUCUCGACCAAGGACACGAAUCCGGUUUCCGUUCACCGACUGCUGGCGGCCAGUUCGCAUCUUUCCCCUCCCGCGCGCCACACGGGCGAUCUGGUAGCCUACUCGCAUCACCUCGCAUGGGCCCCGAACCGACCAGCAGCAGCUUCUCCACUUCCGUCGCUGACGCUCUCGGCUCUGAAUUCCUCGGCCAGCAGUCAAGCACGACUUCCGACUCUACUCCCACCGGUCCUCCCGAUGGGAUGCCUCGCAUGAGCUACGAUUCUCAAGAACCGGUACCGAGAUAUGAGUCGUACAUCCCGAAUGAACCAUACAAUCAACAACACUCGCCCGAGAACCAGAACUUCGCUCCGCCUUCUGGGCCGCCACCAGGCGCUGCCGCACCAUCGUUGCCGCAGUACCGAGCUGCUGAAUACGGGAACGAGUGGGACGAUAACGAGGGUGGAUUGGCGUACAUGGCCCCGGGAUCCUCUCCUGAUGAUAGGAAACUUGGCACGCGUGGGGACACCGCGACUCCUCGAAGGCUAAGCGUGAUGAACGGUUAUGCUGGCGAUCCGUCUGGCCCACCACAACAAGCACAUGAUGAGCCACCUAGGGCUGUGACACCUCCUACGCCUCCCCCUCCUUCGACGAUGGGCCACACGGACGAGAGUGCUUUAAAUGCCGCGGCUGCUAGAGAAGUCUCGCGAGAGUUAGAUUCUCUAUCUUUCAGUCCUCCUUCCGCCCGUGGUUCGCGCAACUUCUCCAACCCUCCGGAACCCAUCCCGACGAUUCCCCGCGUCCCAGAUAGCCCUCAACACAUUGCCUCUCCUUUCACUCGGGCCCGUGACCGUGACCCCGCAUCGCCAACGCAGACGAUGAGCCCGCCUCUUCGCAGUCCAGUCGAACGCACCUCUGACGUACCACAAAUUCCGUCUCCUCGUCAAUCGGUCGCCUCUCCACUCAGCUCUCCGACUCUAUCUAGUGCCCUUCCCCAACCUCCCGCCGUCUCUCUUCCUCCUCCUUCCUCCUUCGCUGGUUCUGUGGGUACAGGGGUUUCCGGCAACACGCCAUACCGCACGCCACCCGAAUACAUGAGCUCACCCAUCGGCACAAGCGCGCCAUCGCCGAUCGCCUCGUUCUCGAACCUGUCGAAGUCCUCUCUGAAUAUGAGUACACCAUCGUCUCCAUCUGCAGGCGCGGGCAUACGCACGAUCUCUGCGGCUGCGUUCAGGAGACCACAGAACAGGAUGCCCUCGGAUGGGAAUCUUCAGUUGAGUUCCAGAAUGGCAGCCGCGACGGGUGCAGGAGUCGCAGACACGACUCCACUCAGCGUGAACAAGAAAAGGGGAUUGCCUUCCACUCCGAAGAUGGGAGCCUCGGCUCUUAGUGGUGGGCACGGAGGAGGGUCGAGUAUUUCGCUGAAUAGGGAUUCGACGCCUUUGCCCUCGAUGAGGAAGAAUCCGGAUAGUCCGCCGGCGCUGGCAGAUGAAGACUUUGAUUAUAUCUCUGCGUAUGUCAAUAACGAAGACAAUGCGGCGGCGGGCGCGGCGCAUGGGUCUGACUCUGCCGCGGGCGCGGGAGGGAGAGGGUAUGAAGGGGGACGGUUUGCGACUAACUUGGAUGAUGGCGCUGGGUUGAGGUGAGGAGAAUGUGCUUGAACGUCGAAGUCGGCCAACAGAAUUCCCUAGCAUGGCCGUAGUCAAAUAUACCUUGUUCUGAAUAAUCUCUUCCCACGGAUUGUUAUUUUUGGUCUUUUCGUUUCCGGUUUGGUUUCUGUUGCCUCCCACUCGCAUUACUAGUUCUCCUUUCACUUCGUCCAUCCGUUUGCAGUUCACUCGGCCUUGUAGUUCCAUUUAGCUAACGUCGCCCACGUCUCGUGUGUUUUGUCUUUAAGUAUAGUACCAUGUAUCUCUGUUGUCAUCAACGGCCAUGUCUGUUUGAUAUAAUGGUCUGAAAUCCAC